This is a messenger RNA of Neogale vison (American mink), 2858 nucleotides long. RefSeq names its product ETS transcription factor ELK4 (gene ELK4). The coding region runs from base 144 to 1439 and encodes 431 amino acids. Lineage: Eukaryota; Metazoa; Chordata; Mammalia; Carnivora; Mustelidae. Gene Ontology annotation, biological process: cell differentiation; regulation of transcription by RNA polymerase II. Gene Ontology annotation, molecular function: DNA-binding transcription factor activity, RNA polymerase II-specific; sequence-specific DNA binding. The record is from RefSeq and is a predicted model, not a curated record. The transcript has 5 exons. Gene Ontology annotation, cellular component: nucleus.
UCGGCUCCGCCGCGGGGGUCGCAGCCGCUGCCGCUGCCGCGCCGUCCUCGAGCUCCUGGCGUGAGGAGGCGGCAGGCAGAGAGAAGCAUCGCGCUCCAGGCGGAGACCCAGAGGCAGCCCCGCGCCCGGCCUCGCUCACUGCUAUGGACAGUGCGAUCACCCUGUGGCAGUUCCUCCUUCAGCUCCUACAGGAGCCUCAGAACAAGCACAUGAUCAGCUGGACCUCUAACGAUGGGGAGUUCAAGCUCUUGCAGGCGGAAGAGGUGGCUCGUCUCUGGGGGAUUCGUAAGAAUAAGCCUAAUAUGAAUUACGACAAACUCAGCCGAGCUCUCAGAUACUAUUAUGUAAAGAAUAUCAUUAAAAAAGUGAAUGGUCAGAAGUUUGUGUACAAGUUUGUGUCUUACCCAGAGAUUUUGAAAAUGGACCCCCUGACCGUGGGCAGGACCGAGGGAGACUGUGAGGUCAUGAGCUGCAGCGAGGUGGGCAGCGGCUCCAGGGAUGCCGAGAGCGGGGGCAGAGAGAAGCCCCUGCAGCCCGGGGCCCGGGCCUCUAGCCGCAAUGACUACAUCCACUCCGGCUUGUAUUCUUCCUUCACGCUCAACUCUUUGAACUCCUCCAACAAGAAGCUCUUCAGACCUAUAAAGAUCGAGAGUCCGGCUGAGAAGCUGGCAGAGAAGAAGCCACCCCAGGAGCCAACACCAUCUGUCAUCAGAUUUGUAACAACGCCUUCCAAGAAGCUUCCGGUUGAACCUGUUGCUGCCGCCGCGUCGGCUAGCCCGGGCAUUUCUCCGUCUUCAGAAGACCCUCUCCGAGCCUUGGAGACUUUGGCUUCCCCCAGACUGCCUGCCCUGGAAGCCCCGGCCUCUGCCCCCAGCGGCUCCGCCACCUUUGCCGCAUCCCCUGGGCCCUCGGCCUCCCCUUCUAUGCAGGAGCCCCCGAGGACACCUUCGCCACCACUGAGUCCGCACCCCGACCUUGACACCGACCUCGAGUCAGUAGCAUCACAGCCCAUGGAGCUUCCAGAGAACUUGUCACUAGAACCUAAAGACCAGGAUUCGGCUUUGCUGGAAAAGGACAAAACAAGUAAUUCCUCAAGAUCCAAGAAACCCAAAGGGUUAGAGCUGGCGCCCAUCCUGGUGAUCACAGGCAGCGACCCGAGCCCGCUGGGGAUACUGAGCCCGUCUCUCCCUACAGCUUCUCUGACGCCAGCCCUUUUCUCACAGACGCCCAUCUUGCUGACGCCCAGCCCCUUGCUCUCCAGCAUCCACUUCUGGAGUACUCUCAGCCCCGUCGCUCCCCUGAGUCCAGCCAGACUGCAAGGUGCUAACACACUCUUCCAGUUUCCUUCUGUACUGAACAGUCAUGGACCGUUCACUGUGUCUGGCCUGGAUGGACCACCCACCCCUGGCCCGUUUUCCCCAGAUUUACAGAAAACAUAACCUAUGCACUUGUGGAAUGAGAGAACCGAGGAAUAAAGAAACAGAGAGACAUUCAACAUGAUUACCUUUGAAGUGAGCAGUUAAUAGUUCUACAAUGCUAAUAAUAGACUAUUGUGAUUUUUGCCAUUCCCCAUUGAAAUGCCUUUUUAAGAUUCCCUUUGAAUAUGACUCAAGUUGGACUGUAUAUAAAAAUGCCUUAAUUGGAGUCCAAGCUCCACCUCCCUCUUCCUUCCUUCACUCCUUCCUUCCUUCCUUCCUUUCUUUCUAAUAUUUUGAGCUUUGUGUUAAAUUUUUGGUGGGGUUUAGCAGCUAGCUAUGGUUCGCAAGAGCAGUUAAGAACAAAGUUACUCCUUUUGCCUUACUGGGACCCUUUGGCCAGGAAAACAGUUAUGUUUUGCGUGUAUUAUUUGGAGAAAUGUUAACUGCAGUUGGUCAUAUCUUCACAACUAAGUGUGUUCUCUGGAAAAACAAAAAGUGAGCUGUGCACAAGCAGUGAAGGAAAGCAGUCAUGCCUGUCCACACACACUAAAAUCGGAGCAGUGCUGUGGGAGAGAUUCUGUCUGGCUUGAAGAGUAACCUAUGUAAGCAAUUCGCAGAAAAGACCUCUUGCAUCGCGGUGGGUUUCUCAGCCGCAUGUGUGAUCUUGUCUCAACCUGUGAACAGAGCUCGGAGCCUCCUAGUCUGUUGCAACAUAGGAAGGUGUUUUAAACCUGGGGUUUAAGAUGGUGUUUGCAACAACCAGUGAGAGCAGGGGAGCCCGCCUCUAGCUUGGAAGUGCCGUCGGCUCUCUGGGUGGGAUGGUGACACCCCCGUGGUACACAGCCUGGUUACGUGAUGGCUUUUAGGAAGAAACCGGGUCUUGAAAUCCGGAGGCAUCUCUGAGUAAAACGUUCAGCUGGAUAACUUGAAACAACAUGCGGGGCUGUCCCAGUUAGAAGAGACUUUCUCUUUUCUGUUCGUCUUACCCUAUUUUCUACUGCACGUUUACCUUCUUUUAAACUUCAGGUUGUUUGGGGCUGUGCUAGUUUUAAAGAUGUGAUGAGGAAGAGGCAAAGCAAGGCGAAGCCUCCAAGUCUACAGUGAGGUGAAGGUGUGCUUAUUUCUUUGGCAAAGUGUUUUUUAGUGAGAGAGCAGCAGAAUUGGUUUGGAAGCUCAUAUGCAGGGAUUGCAUUGUUCACGUUAGUAGGGAGAAGCGGAGGCCUUCCUCUCUCUCUUACCACAUUGAGAAACUUUGACCGCACGGUAAUCAGUGCAGAUGCGGACGAUGCUCUGGAGCCUCCAGACUGAAUCGAUACCAACAUUGCAGCAGAAUUGGUGAAAACCGUGGCUUUUGAAGUCUAGGAUUAGGGGUGCCCGGGUGGCUCAGUUGGUUAAACUACUGCCUCCCGCUCAGGUCAUGAUCCCGGGGGGGUCCUGGGA